AUGCCAAGUUUUGACAGUGUGAAAGUAGCAGUACGUGUAAGACCCUUCAGUCAGAGAGAGAAGAAUGCAGGCAGCAGAUGUGUGAUAUCUAUGAAUUCCAGCACUACCAGCAUACAUGAUCCCAAGAAUCCAAGUCACGUGAAAACAUUUACCUUUGAUCUGGCAUAUUGGUCACACAGUGGAUUUUUAAAGGACCAAGAUGGCAAGCUCAUUUCAGCUGGGCCAAACAGCAAAUACUCAGGACAGAGAGAAGUUUUUCGAGACCUUGGACAGGGGGUUCUAGACAGUGCUUGGCAAGGUUACAAUGCUACCCUCUUGGCUUAUGGCCAGACUGGCUCAGGAAAGAGUUAUUCCAUGAUUGGAUAUAGCACAAACAGAGGCAUAAUCCCAGUGGUAUGUGAAGAGCUCUUUAAAACAAUUCAAAACCAAGAGAAUAACAAGCAAUAUCAGGUUACAUUUAGUAUGCUGGAAAUUUAUAACGAGCAGGUAACCGAUUUGCUGUCUAAAAUCAAGAAGCGGGGUGGACUCAAGGUAAGGGAAGAUCAGCAACAAGGCUUCUACGUGGACGGUUUGAAACUGGUGCCUUGCGACAGUUACGCGCAAAUUGAGAGACUAAUGGAACAAGGUACCAAAAUAAGAACUACUGCUUCAACCAGUAUGAAUGCCACCAGCAGUCGGUCUCAUAUGGUCAUCACCAUCCAGUUCAAACAGAUUUUUCUGAAAGAAGACAUUACUAAACAAUCCAUAAUAAAUCUGGUGGACUUAGCAGGAAGUGAAAGACAAAAGUCCUCAGGAUCAGAAGGAGACAGGCUGAGGGAAGGAACCUGUGUAAAUCUGAGUUUAACAACUUUAGGAAAUGUUAUCAGUGCUCUGGCUGAGGCUGCCAUGGGAAAGAAAGUGUUGCAUGUCCCGUAUAGAGAUUCAGUUCUUACAAAACUCUUACAGUCUGCUUUAGGAGGAAACAGCAGAACUAUUAUGAUUGCAGCGAUUAGUCCAGCAGAUAUGUGUUAUGAGGAGACGCUGUCAACUUUGCGAUAUGCUGAGAGAACAAAGAAGAUAAAGAACAAAGCAGUGAUAAAUACAGGUCCAACUGCAAAAUUGAUAAAUGAGCUGAAGACAGAAAAUUGUCACCUGUUGUCCAGAUUGUCAGGCCUUGGAAACUCUGGUAGAACAGUAGCAGAUGAAACAAAAGAGCUUCGCUGUUUGUUGGCUGAAAAUGAACUGCGGAUUCAAGCCAUUCAAGCAACCUGGGAAUAUCGACUGGAAGAAGCCCGAAAGGAAUGGGAGCAGCAAUAUGCGGCAAUAACUCAGGAGAGAUGGAUGAUGGAAACAUUUCCUUAUCUCGUGAAUAUCAAUGAAGACCCUCAGCUUUCCAGGGUUCUGAAAUAUUUCAUUCAAGAUGGUUCUUCUGAUGUUGGUCAGUCAUCCUCCAAUGCAAUAGCACUCAGAGGUUUAGGCAUUUUGGAUAAGCAUGCAACAUUCACAAACUCUAAUGGCAAAGUCAGUAUAACUCCUCGGGAAAAGUGUAAAGUCAUUGUUAAUGGUGUGCCUAUUGCAGUAAAAACUAAACUGCAGCAUCUGGACCGUAUUAUUUUGGGGUCAAAUAAUGCAUACCUCUACAUUGGUCCGCCUACCGAUCGCACCAAUGAGGACCAGAGCAGAUAUGAUUAUGAUUUUGUUCAAUCAGAGCUAGCAGCAGCAGAAGGCUUCAGUGUAGAUAAACUUGGUGCUGCAAGCAGGAAAGACGGGAAGCCAGAUCCCAGUGUCCUUGCAGUGUUCCAUGAUUAUAUUAAGUUAAUGCCUUUGGUUGCUGAAGCAAAUCAGAUGAGUGUGGAGCUGAGGAAGGACCUAAAUCUGGAACUGAAAGUGAAAAAUCUGGCAUCCUCUGACUCCAGAGGUUAUGAUCUACAAAAGGAGGUCAUUGUGAAAGUCACACACAAAAUUACUAACCAGGUAUGGGUAUGGUCAAAACCUAAGUUUAUCAACAGGAAAUUUUUAAUGGAAGAGCUUUAUCAGCGUUUCUUAGAUGGAGAAGAUGUGCAAGUUGACAAAGAGAGUGAUCCAUUCUGGGAUCCUGUGGAAAUAAUUCAUUUAGGCUCUGCUCAUAUCUGGCUCCAGUCCCUUGCUUACUGCAUGAAACUUGAAGAACAAACUGAACUGCUGAAUUCCGAAGGAAUGGAGGAAGCCAUCAUACUAAUCACUAUAAUCCCAUGUUCUCCAAAUGGAAGAGCCUUGGGAGAGGAUGAUAUGGUUAUUGACCCUUUGGAAUUGCUGGGCAAAAGGAUUGAUUUCCAUAUUAACAUUUUACAAUGCCUUGGAGUCAAAUGGAUUAAAGAAGUAGCCCAGAGAGGGAUUCAGAUUGGAUAUAAAGUUUAUGAUCUCCCAUGCUCAUUAUAUACAAAGCCUGCUUGGAAAAAUGUGAAUCCGAAGAUAGAAGAACUAGUUAAAUUUUCAGCCAUGAAGACAUCCCAUGAUUUUUUGAACUAUCUGCAGAAAAAUGCCUUAAUUGUUGACUUGUGGGGUCUUCAAGAAGGAUGUGUUGAACUAGACUCAUCUCACCAAGGCAUGGCAGUCACAAGUGAGGGCUCUAUUAUCAUUGAUAACCCUAAAGCUGAAGUUCUGAGCGUAUCAGGUGAUACUGAAAACCAGAUUGCUGAACUUUACCAAAAGUUACAAAAGCUAGAGCAAGAGACUGAACUACUCAGAGAUAUUAACAGAGCUCUGAGGGAAGAAAACGUACUUCUGAAGAAUAAACUGAGAGUAUCUGAGACCGAAAUCCAUCAAAGCAAGAGCUUAAAAUCUCCUACAAAAACCCAAGCUAAUAAAAUAACUUCAUCGGCAUCAAGAGAUACACGCCCAGUAUGCAAUUCUCGGAUAAGUUGUGAUGCUGAAUUUGCUAAAGCGCUCAAAACUUUCUACCAGAAUAUGAAUGUGAUCAGAGGACAAUUCUUAAAACUAAAGCACUGCAGAGCCCCGGAUGAAGAUAAUGUUCAACUACUUCGACUUUUUGCCGAGAGACAAUCGCACAUGUUAAAGGAUUUCGGAGAACAACUUGAGUCAAACAUAAGUAAACUGAAAAAUGAUGUUGCCUUAAUAAUUAAAAAGAAACGAGAGAGGCUAGGUUACAGCAAGCCAUGA
Elgaria multicarinata webbii is the source of this 3138-nucleotide messenger RNA. RefSeq names its product kinesin-like protein KIF28. The coding region runs from base 1 to 3138 and encodes 1045 amino acids. Gene Ontology annotation, molecular function: microtubule binding; ATP binding; microtubule motor activity. The record is from RefSeq and is a predicted model, not a curated record. Gene Ontology annotation, biological process: microtubule-based movement. Lineage: Eukaryota; Metazoa; Chordata; Lepidosauria; Squamata; Anguidae. The transcript is spliced from 23 exons.